This is a messenger RNA of Grosmannia clavigera kw1407, 1038 nucleotides long. Its product is annotated as biotin/lipoate A/B protein ligase. Gene Ontology annotation, cellular component: mitochondrion. The transcript has a single exon. Gene Ontology annotation, biological process: protein lipoylation. NCBI's taxonomy places the organism in Eukaryota, Fungi, Ascomycota, Sordariomycetes, Ophiostomatales, Ophiostomataceae. The record is from RefSeq and is a predicted model, not a curated record. Bases 1 to 1038 code for a protein of 345 amino acids.
AUGCGUCUCCGCCUCAUCCAGAUACCGGCUGUCCCGUCUCUCGGCGUCUACCCUACCUACCGCACCGCCGCCGCCGUCCAGGAGCUCAUCCGGCGGCAGUUUCUUGAUGCCAAGCUGACGUCAGGGCCGUCGGCACUGUUGCCGCCACCGCCGACCGUCCUCUCCUUCACGCCAAGCCCUACAUUUACGCUGGGCCGUCGGCAGCACGAGGACGAUGUCAGCGAGGCCGACAUGGCCCGUCUGCGUGCCCCGCUGACGGUCGUGACGCGUGACGAAGAUGCCGAGAAGGACAUUGCCGAGAGCCACGAUCCCGAACGCGAACGCGAACGCGAACACGAAAACAACCACGCCCCCCGACGACACAACCGACACACGCACGAGGCCUACACCUUCCAGCCGGCCGUGCAGAGCUCGCCGCGCGGCGGCCUGACCACGUACCACGGGCCUGGUCAGGCCGUGCUCUGGCCCAUCUUCGACCUCAAGUCGCCGCUGCAUCGCCACUUCACCGUUCGCUGCUACAGCCGCCUGCUCGAGGACACCACGGCCGACGUGCUGCGGCGCCGCUACGGCGUCGACGCCUGCACCACCGCCGAUCCGGGCCUCUGGGUGGGCGAGCCCGACGGCCGCAAGAUCGCUGCCCUCGGCGUCCAUCUGCGCCGCAACAUCAGCGCCCUCGGCGUCGCCGUCAACCUGGACACGCCCACCAAAGGAGCACAGGGCCAGAACAGCAACAAGAGCAGCAUCGCCGCCGACCAGCUCGCCAACCCCUGGCUCCGCUUCGUGCCUUGCGGUCUCGACGGCAAGGGCGUCACCUGCGUCGCCGACGAGGGCCGCCGUCGCUUCGGACAGGUUCCCGCCUCCUGGGACCUCCAGCCGGCUCCGUUUGCUGCCAAGUGGGCCGCUGCCCUGGCUGCCCGGCUCGGCCUCGAGGCCGACGUCGACGUCGCCGACGACCCAACCGUGCGCCGGCUGCUCGAGCAGGCUGGCGAAUACAUGGCCCGGCAGGAGGAGGACAAGCUGAGAGGCGUGGCCGCUUAG